Messenger RNA from Octodon degus (degu), 696 nucleotides. Its product is annotated as 40S ribosomal protein S27-like. The coding region runs from base 442 to 696 and encodes 84 amino acids. Gene Ontology annotation, cellular component: cytosolic small ribosomal subunit; ribosome. The transcript has 2 exons. The record is from RefSeq and is a predicted model, not a curated record. Gene Ontology annotation, molecular function: RNA binding; structural constituent of ribosome. Gene Ontology annotation, biological process: translation; ribosomal small subunit assembly. Lineage: Eukaryota; Metazoa; Chordata; Mammalia; Rodentia; Octodontidae.
CCUCCCGGUCCGCGCCGCCGCUGCCGCUCGCGCGUUUUCCCGGUUCGGGUUUGUCUUUUUGCGGGGUUUUGUUGCUUUUUAGUUUUAAACGUGAACGAGGAAGCGUGCUCGCAGAACGCGUGGCACCCCCUCGGUGGCGGCCACGCAGGGGCGGCCGCAGCGACCGAGUUCCCGGGGCGCCCGCCUCCUGCUCCAGGAGACGUCAGUCCCCGCGCGGACGCCGGUCCCGGCCCCUCUCGUCCUGCCCCCCGGCCCCGGGGCUCCCUGCCCGGCCGCGCGGUUCCUGAGCCGCACAGCGCCGCGGAGUCGGUCGGGGCCUGCGCCUGAGCUUGGGGGCGCCGCGCUCGCGGGUCUCGGCCCGCCUGGCCGGCAGGGGGCGCCCCCAGCCCUGCCAGAAGCCUUCUCUUCCCCUGGAAGCAAUGCUGACCUCCCCAUGAGAACAUGCCUUUCGCAAAAGAUCUCCUUCAUCCCUCUCCAGAGGAGGAGAAGAGGAAACACAAGCAGCACCACCUGGUACAGAGCCCCAAUUCCUACUUCAUGGACGUGAAGUGCCCAGGAUGCUAUAAAAUCACCACAGUCUUUAGUCAAGCACAGAUGGUAGUUCUGUGUGCUAGCUGCUCCACUGUCCUGUGCCAGCCUACAGGAGGGAAAGCAAGGCUCAUAGAAGGAUGUUCCUUCAGGAGGAAGCAGCACUAA